CUUAGCGGCAGUUGGGUAGGAAGUUGGAAGGCUCUAGUGAGCUCGUGCCCACCCGUGCCAUCAUCUACCUCCCAUCAAUCUGGAGCCUCAGCGACACGUCUCCCCAGGCAGCUGCGCCCACCUGGCUCCAGAGGCCACCCUGAUGGCGGAGCCUCGCUUCAACAACCCCUACUUCUGGCCGCCCCCCCCCACCAUGCCCAGCCAGCUGGACAACCUGGUCCUGAUCAACAAAAUCAAGGAGCAGUUGAUGGCGGAGAAGAUCCGCCCCCCGCACCUGCCUCCCACCUCGGUGGCCUCGCAGCAGCCCCUUCUGGUGCCCCCCUCGCCUGCUGAGAGCAGCCAGUCCAUCAUGUCCCUGCCAAAGCUGCAGCAGGUGCCAGGGCUGCACCCCCAGGCCGUGCCCCAGCCUGACGUGGCCCUGCACGCCCGGCCGGCCACCAGCACCGUCACAGGGUUGGGGCUGGCAUCCCGUGCACCGGCCGUCAGCACCUCGGAAUCCAGCCCAGGAACAGGGACCACCACCCCCUCGACCCCCACCUCCACCAGUCAGAGCCGCCUCAUCGCUUCCUCGCCCACCCUAAUCUCAGGAAUCACCAGCCCCCCCCUCCUCGACUCCAUCAAGACAAUCCAGGGCCACGGCUUGCUGGGAGCGCCCAAGGCUGAGCGGGGCCGGAAGAAGAUCAAGGCGGAAAACCCUUCGGGACCGCCGGUGCUGGUGGUGCCCUACCCCAUCCUGGCCUCAGGGGAGACGGCCAAAGAGGGGAAGACGUACAGGUGUAAGGUCUGCCCCUUGACGUUCUUCACCAAGUCGGAGAUGCAGAUCCACUCCAAGUCGCACACAGAGGCCAAGCCCCACAAGUGCCCCCACUGCUCCAAGUCCUUCGCCAAUGCCUCCUACCUGGCCCAGCACCUGCGCAUCCACCUGGGCGUCAAACCCUACCACUGCUCCUACUGUGAGAAGUCCUUCCGCCAGCUCUCCCACCUCCAGCAGCACACCCGAAUCCACACCGGCGACAGACCCUACAAGUGCCCGCACCCCGGCUGCGAGAAGGCCUUCACCCAGCUCUCCAACCUCCAGGUCAGUGUGGGGGGACCCGGGGCAGGGGGCACGGGGUCACCAUGGUCCCCCCUGACUCCCUCUGUCCCCUCAGUCCCACCAGCGCCAGCACAACAAGGACAAGCCCUACAAGUGCCCCAACUGCUACCGGGCGUACACGGACUCGGCCUCGCUGCAGAUCCACCUGUCUGCACACGCCAUCAAGCACGCCAAGGCCUAUUGCUGCAGCAUGUGCGGCCGUGCCUACACCUCGGUGAGCAUGGGGGAUGCCCCAAAACCUGCCCGCAGCCCCCAGCCCCCCGCUCACCCCUGUGCCCCCCACAGGAGACCUAUCUGAUGAAGCACAUGUCCAAACACACGGUGGUGGAGCACCUGGUCAGCCAGCACUCGCCGCAGCGGACGGAGUCACCCGGCAUUCCCGUACGGAUCUCCCUCAUCUAAGCAGGGAGGGGACAGGACCCCCCCAGCAUGAGGAGGAGGAAGAGGAGAAGGAGGAAAAGGAGGAGGAGGAGGAGGAGGAAGAGGAGGAGGACGAGACCCCCAGCGCCGCGGGCCACGCCCGGGCUGUGCUCCUGCCCGGCUCCCGCAGGUUUGGUGACAUCCAAAGACGGUUUCAGAGCACUUUGAAUCUCUGCGGUUUGGUUUCUUCGGGGGGGCAGUGGGGUUGGGGGUGUCCCCCCUGCCAGGCCCCGCCCCCCAUUUUUGGAUACAAAUAUAUAUAUAUAUAUUUAUUGGCCAAGAACUUGGUGCUGCUAAAGACCAGAAAUUCACCCCAAAAACGAACCGUGGAUGGAGCAAAAAGCAGCUGGGGGGGGGCAAAGUCCCACCACCCCCCCCACACAGACUCUGGGCCCAAGCGCCUCCAUUUGGGGUUGAUUUUUAACCAUUUUGGGGGUUUUUUGUGUUCUUUUGGGGUCCCUUUCGAGGGCGAAGCUGCGGGCAGAGCUGCGUCCCCCCGGUGAUGGCCCCCCCAUUCCGCAGCCCCAGUUUUGGGGGGUUCGGGGGUCCCCCUGCUUUGCCUUGUGCCUGCCUGUACAUACCCCCUGUAUAGAGCCGGGGGGCACUCCCCCCAAACUCAUCUAUAUUCUGUACUUUUUGGUUCAUUUUGGAUAUUAACUGUGUUAUUUUUUAUACACUUUUUAAGCCUUAACUCAGCGUUUCUUUGGGGUUUUUUGUUGUUUUUUUUUCAGGGUGUUUUAUUUACCUUUUAUUAAUUUUUAACCCCUCUGUUAUUUUUUACCCUCCCUAUUAUUUUUACCCCCUGUCCCCUUAUUUUUUACCCCCCCAUUAUUUCUCCCCUCAAUGUUGUACGAUAUCAAUAUUGUAACCUUUUUUGUCAGCAUGUUAAUACUGUGUAAAUAUGCCUCUUAUACA
This is a messenger RNA of Pyrgilauda ruficollis (rufous-necked snowfinch), 2431 nucleotides long. It is a transcript of the gene ZNF362, whose product is annotated as zinc finger protein 362. The record is from RefSeq and is a predicted model, not a curated record. Gene Ontology annotation, molecular function: DNA-binding transcription repressor activity, RNA polymerase II-specific; RNA polymerase II cis-regulatory region sequence-specific DNA binding. Gene Ontology annotation, biological process: negative regulation of transcription by RNA polymerase II. NCBI's taxonomy places the organism in Eukaryota, Metazoa, Chordata, Aves, Passeriformes, Passeridae. The transcript has 6 exons. The coding region runs from base 143 to 1498 and encodes 451 amino acids.